AUGCAGAGGUUGCUCCUUCCUACCCUGGGUCUUGUCUCCCUGCUCUCCGUGUUUGUCUUCUAUCGCGCCGGCCUCGACAUCAGCACGUCGCUCUCCCCGCAAGGAUGUCGCAUGUCCUGGAUGUCGCCCUCCUACGUCCUGCAGUCUGGGCUCAACCGCACAUGGACGCCCCUUGCGUCCCGCUACUCCCUGUAUCUAUAUCGAGAGGUAGGCUGGGACCCCGUGCACGAGCUGCACGGCGCGCCCGUGCUGUUCAUCCCCGGAAACGCAGGGUCCUCGCACCAGGUCCGCUCGAUCGCCUCUUCGGCCGCCCGCCAGUACUUCUCCUCUCCGUACCAUGUGGCAGAGGAGUUCGCGCAGGGACGCCACAGCGCUCUCGAUUUCUUUGCUCUCGAGUUCAAUGAAGACCUCUCUGCCUUUCACGGCCCCACGCUCGACGCCGAGACCAGCUAUGCCCGCGCAGCCAUAGAAUACAUCUUCUCCCUCUACCCCGAACAGCGCUCGAUGACUAUCUUGGCGCACUCGAUGGGGGGCGUCGUCGCGACCGCCCUGCUCGCCCACCCCAAUGUGACCGCCUUGGUCACCAUGUCAACACCGCACACGCUCCCGCCCGCGCGGCUGGAUCGGCGCAUAGACAAGAUCUACCGCUCCAACCAACAGGUCCUCCAGUCCGAUCCCACACCCAUUCUGUCGCUGUGUGGCGGCGCGACGGAUCUGCAGGUCCCCGCGGAGUCGUGUGUCCUGGACGACCGCCGCUUGGAGCUCGGCGACGGUUCGCCGUAUCGGCGCACGGUAUUCACGAGCGCACUUGAGGGCGCGUGGUCCGGCGUCGGGCAUCGCGAGAUGGUGUGGUGCCAUCAGGUGCGCUGGCGCAUAGCACGGGCUGCGUUGGCGCUGGCAGACGCACCCUCGCGAGCGGAGAGGGAGAGGGCGCUCGACACAUGGCUCCGGGACGGGCAUCUGCUGCCCCCGUCAAGCGGCGCGUUACCGAUGCCUGGCCCUGGCGAGCUGCAUCUGGACGCCCUGGACGAGGCCGACGUCGAGUUCUUGGAGCCUCUCGGCAGCUUUGUGCUCGCGAAGCCGACGCGGCGGCGCACGUACCUCUUGCCCAUCCCGAGCGCGGCCUCGUCCUUCGAUGAGUUCGCCGACUUCGAGAUCGCUGCCUAUGGGUCGGGCCGCCCGGCGCUGACGCUCGGGUUCUAUCUCUGUCUCUCGUCCAGCGCGACCGUGCGUCCGAAGAGCUGCACGCCUUUGGAGCUGACGACAAACAGACGGCUGCCCGCGCCGGUCCCCGGCGCCCCGUUUCCUGUGCCCGACGAGGGUGUGGAUGAAAGCGAAUAUGUCUAUGCGUAUGGCGCCAAGAUCACCGAUGAUGGCGAGACGGCCGUGCGUUAUGUUGCUGUAGACGUCAACCCCUCGCAUGGAGAAGGGUGGGUCACCGGCGGUCUAGUGCCGCUGACACCCGUGGUUGGGGACGUUUGGGGGACUCCCGAGGUCGAGCUGCCAAAGGCUCUGCGCACUGAGAUCUCUUUCCCAGGUCUUCUAUCACACGCCUUGAUCGUUUAUAGAUUGCAGCCCAUAUUGCAGGACGCAUCCUCAUGCUCGGACGCGCUUAUGCCUCCUCUGCUUCAGCAUACUUCUCACCCGUCUGAGGCGCACUAUUUCCCGCUGCUACCUGGCCGACCGAUUCUACUUCAUUCGCAUGCCUCAGGGCCCUUCCUUCCGCAGGUUCGUCGUGGCUUCAACCUCACCAUUCACUCGUCCAACGACCGGGGGUGCGGUGUGAAAGCGAUCAAGAUCAGCGUCGACUGGUGGGCUACGCUCGGCCGUUGGGGUCCACGGUACGCGCAAGCCGCCCUUGCGUGGGGCAUAGGCCUAUGCGGCCUAGCUAUGUACUAUGCAUUGGCGACCGGCGAGCACAUCCCUGAGGCUAUCCCAUCAGUGGAACAGUCGUUGGUGCGGAUUGCCCGGGAUCUCCUGCCGCGACUUCUGGUCCUGUCGUUCUUUGGGUCGUGCUUGCCGUUCCCGUUAACGACGUGGUUGGGCAAUAAGGACGAGUCUGCUUUUGCAAUACUUGCUCCAAUCCUAGGCGUCAUGGUGUUCGGGCUCGUUUAUCUAGUAUGGCUGGUACUCGGUAUGUCUGUGAAUGCAGUGGCGUGGCUGGUAAGGAGAACUGGUGGGGCAAGAAGAGACGACGCCGCGUCGCGAAGAAAUGCGCUGCUAUCCAUGGGCCUCGUCUUCCUACUUAUCUUCGUCUUCGUUCCGUGGCAGGUGGCCUUCCUUAGCGCUUGGAUCUACCAUUUCUACACAUGUGCCGCGUAUUCUGCGUCGUGCGAUCCUUCCGCGCUAUCUGGAAACCGUGCGAUCCCACUGUUGCCUCGCAGACCCGCUCCUCCGCCACCGCCAGCUCGAGAAUCCAAUCUAGACAAAGAACGUACGACAUUGCUGAGCCACCAUUUGCAUGCCCUUCUGCUCAUGACUUGGCUCCUUCCGAUUGCUGCGCCUGUGCUUGCUGUCUGGGUCCGCACAGCCUCGGGCGCAGGUUUCCAAGCUGUGUGGGCUUCUGAGUCGGGAUGGGGUGCAGAUAGAAAUGUACUCUUCGUGGCACCGUGGCUUCUGUUCGUAGAGUGGGCAGGAGCUGGAGGUGGUAUGUUGGGUAAUACGGGAUGGUCAAGGUUCUCACCCGCACUCGCUAUGGGACUCCUCCCACCUAUCGCUGUCUUUUUCGGUUCCCGUGCACCAUAUAUUGCCUUCGAGGUGGCAAGCGGCGUCAUGUUCCUCAUCAUGCUAGGUGGAAUUGGCCCAAGAUACUGGGGUGGCAAGGGAUGGUUCCACAGGUGA
This is a messenger RNA of Postia placenta MAD-698-R-SB12, 2841 nucleotides long. RefSeq lists its product as hypothetical. The record is from RefSeq and is a predicted model, not a curated record. Gene Ontology annotation, biological process: GPI anchor metabolic process; endoplasmic reticulum to Golgi vesicle-mediated transport. Gene Ontology annotation, molecular function: phosphatidylinositol deacylase activity. Gene Ontology annotation, cellular component: endoplasmic reticulum. NCBI's taxonomy places the organism in Eukaryota, Fungi, Basidiomycota, Agaricomycetes, Polyporales, Adustoporiaceae. Bases 1 to 2841 code for a protein of 946 amino acids. The transcript has 7 exons.